This is a messenger RNA of Gadus morhua (Atlantic cod), 983 nucleotides long. RefSeq names its product mediator complex subunit 20 (gene med20). NCBI's taxonomy places the organism in Eukaryota, Metazoa, Chordata, Actinopteri, Gadiformes, Gadidae. The transcript is spliced from 4 exons. The record is from RefSeq and is a predicted model, not a curated record. Gene Ontology annotation, cellular component: mediator complex. Gene Ontology annotation, biological process: regulation of transcription by RNA polymerase II. Bases 92 to 727 code for a protein of 211 amino acids. Gene Ontology annotation, molecular function: transcription coactivator activity.
AGAUAGCACGUUGUCAUGUAUUUUCAAGCGGAAGUCUUAACCCGGAAACAUUUAGUCAAAAAAAAAAAAAAAUCAUCGUUGGCCAAAAAUAAUGGGGGUGACUUGUGUGUGCCAGGUGCCAGUUACAGAGGGGAAGAGUGUGCAGCAGACGGUGGAUGUACUGCACAAGAAACUGGAGCAGUUGGGUGCUGUAAAGCAGGGGAGCUUUUGCGUGGACUGUGAGACGUAUCAUGCAACAGGAAAUGUCACAGGACAACCUACCAAACUGCUAUACGUUAUGCACAACUCUGAGACUCCGUUGAGUUGCCAUGCCUUAUUUGAAGGGGGACCCUGCCUCACAGCUGAUGGGAACUUUGAUGUCCUCAUGUUGAAGCUGAAAAGCCAUUUCCAGAACGCCAAGGCGCACAAGGUGGAGUGCCGUGGUUCUAGAUAUCGAUACUGCGACUUCCUUAUAAAAGUUGGCACGGUUACCAUGAGCUCCAGUGGAAGAGGGAUAUCUGUAGAGGUUGAGUAUUGUCCAUGUGUGGUUCCAGGGGACUGCUGGAAUCUAAUGAAAGAGUUCAUGCAAACCUUCCUUGGCUCAAGUGUUCCAGAGUGGCCAACCGUGUUUACUAGCAAGCCCGAAGGCCUCUAUGCACCGGCAGACAGUGUGGACACUAUGAACCAGUACCUGGAGCUGUUCAACAAACUGAGGAAACAACCAGUCCCAGGAAGCAACGUCCGAUGAAGCUUCAGCUGCAUCACAUCAUAUUUUUGUGGUUUGGAUUCACUUCCAAUAAAUCAAAAGGGGUCCUAGACAUUUGACCGUUUUUCAGGAGAUUUGAAUUCCCUAUGUCUCUUACAUUAAGGAAAGACAUCAUUGAUGAAAAUAACUAAGGGUGUUUUGCAUAUGCUAAUUUUCAGUGGGUGCGACAUGAAUGGCUACAAAAAAAAAAGAAUACUCGUAGUGUCAAAUGAUAUUGUCAUAAAUAUUUUUUUACGAA